Vitrella brassicaformis is the source of this 1736-nucleotide messenger RNA. NCBI's taxonomy places the organism in Eukaryota, Vitrellaceae. The record is from the annotation of a GenBank genome assembly.
GGCGUGUCUAUUGGUCCUUCCUGCAUCCCUCACCUGGCCUCGGUCGCCCGCUGAGCACCCUUGCCGAGCCCGGAAGUGUCCCUCAGUCGGGAAAGAUACACCAGCUCUCCGUACCUAGACGAUGUCAGCGAUGGCCAAUGAGCUGUCCUGACGCCCUCCUUCACACGUGGACAUCAAUUGCGAGCUCAAAUGGAGUUCCGUUCACCCCUUCGUCUCCUUAUUUUGCCUGCUCGUUUAACUGAAAGUGUGUGUGGUCUCACUGAGGAGGCACUCGUGGGAAAAAAGAGCAAAACGAAUUUGGCAAAGCAGAGAAAACUGGGAAUUCAAUCCUCACUCGAUCCCGAGAAAGGGGAAAGAUUUGGCAGCCCCGAGGGCUUCAGAGGCCUCAGGGAAGAAUAUGGGUGACGUCCACGCUGCCCCAAAUCGUCCUGCGCCUCUUCUUCUUUUGCGAGCCUCCUCAGUUUGUGUACCUUCCGAGCCGACCUGAAUGACGGAAGGUAGUACAAGGUACACACACGAUCAGAGAGAGUCAGAGAGAGAGGGGGGAAGGAGAUGGUCUGAGUUCUCUUUUUCUAUGCGGUGUCUGUUGUGCUAUGUGGUGUCUGUUGUGCGAGGCAGCAGGGCAUUCGCCACAAAGACGGAGGGAUGGAGUCCGCAUUGCGACGGCCAUCCUUCCUCGUGUGCACAUGACUACAAGCGAGUGCACUAUUCGCUUUCUCACUCUGUGCGGUGCGACUGUGUCGGUGUGAGUUCAGGCGCCGCUUCCCGUGUGCUCGAUGCUCCAUAGCGAGGCGAGGAGAGUGCUACGCCAUCCCACGGCCACCGUCACAGAUGACCUCUUUAUGGCCUCCGUCGACCAACUCUUCGUGCCAGUGAGUAAUGACUCGGCAGCCUCGAGUGAGUGUGAAUGUAAGUGUGUGUGUGUGUGCGCGGCUGUAGGUCAGAAAGGUGAGGGAGGCAGCCUCGGCCGUCGUGAGCCGCCAUGAAGCAGGCAGGAUGUUCGACUCGUUCCGGUCCGCAGGCACGCGGCUUUGCGCAUCUGUAUACAAACACGUGUGGACACACAUAUACAUACAUAUGUGUGUGUACGUAUAUAUGUGUGUGUGUAUGUGUACAGGUUUGGGUGUCGGCGGCUCUGCAGAGGGCAGAGAGAGGCGGCUGAUUCGAUUGUGUCGCGAUGGCCGACCGCGACAGAGAAAAUCAAAAGUUCAACUCGUACGUCAGAGGGCCACUCACGAGCGUCAUGAAGGGCGCACUCUCCACAGCCGGCGCCUCUACCACUUUGAGCCGCACCAUCCCAUCAGCAGCUGACCUGACCGUCAAUCGGGCGAGAAGCAGAUCGAGACACUCAAGGCCACACUCACUCGCCAGGUGACUGACAGGCAGACACUCACCACUGAGGCAGUGACUGAUUAAUGAAUCACUGUGAGUGAAUCAGGUACUCAGCAGCGUUCAGCGCCAGGCCGUGAUCGACAUAAAAAAGAUGCUCGACGACGUGCGCACUGCAGCCGCCACCAACCAAGACGCGCUCCGCCACCUGACCCCAGCCGACAAGACGCGCCUGGUGACGCUGAUCGACAGCGCACGACCGUCCAUCGAGACAAAGUGGGUGCGCACGGCACUGACCUGCCAGAAAGAAAAAAUCACUCACCUGCGUGUGUUGAAUGCAUUGGAUGGACCAGGAUGAAGAAGCUGAUGCCGCAGGGCCGUCGCUGAGUCAGUGAGUGAAUUAGUGA